Messenger RNA from Saccostrea echinata, 1314 nucleotides. Its product is annotated as TPR and ankyrin repeat-containing protein 1-like. Gene Ontology annotation, molecular function: ATP binding. The record is from RefSeq and is a predicted model, not a curated record. NCBI's taxonomy places the organism in Eukaryota, Metazoa, Mollusca, Bivalvia, Ostreida, Ostreidae. The coding region runs from base 1 to 1314 and encodes 437 amino acids. The transcript is spliced from 6 exons.
AUGACCACAGUAAUUCUCAGCAAAGACAGCACACCAAAAAUAUUUCAGUAUUUCUCAGACUUAACAGUAAAGACGAAAGGCGAAAUUCAUGGUUGGUCUGAUUUUAAUAAGGAAGAAGACUUAUCAAAGUAUAGACAGUCAAAUUUUGACGUCAUUUCUGAAGAUGAACUAUCUGACCAAAGUAGUGAUGAUGAACCGGAAAGUAUACCGCAAAGUAAAACUAAACUGAAAAGAAAGCGGGGAAAAGUUGAGUCGAAAAAAAUAAUGACCUACGAUGUUUUUGAAAAAGAAACAUGGAAGAGAAUAAAAGAUAAGGACUGUAAAUAUAACCCAUCACUUGUUUAUACGGAAAUCAUGUCAUUUAUCAAAGGAUCAUAUGAGGCAUUAGAGUCCGCAACUGGAUUUCUUAAUUUUGAGGAAUAUAUAAAAUUGGGGAGAAAAAUGGCGCCUAUGUUUACGGAGGAGAGAGAAAAAAUCUAUGAGAUGUUUCAAGCAUACGAACAUCAUAAACAAAAAUCCUUUUAUAUUGAUGAGGCGGAUAUAACUAGGGAUUUAUAUAACAGGUUAUCCAAACAUCGGAAUAGAGAUAUUCUUGUCGAUGAGGUUUACGUUGACGAAACACAAGAUUUCACACAAGCAGAAAUUUGCAUUCUUGUAUUGUUGUGUCAGAAUCCAAACCGCAUAUUCCUGACAGGAGAUACUGCUCAGUGUAUUAUGCGUGGGACUGCGUUCAGAUUCACAGAUAUAAAAUCUCUUUUUCAUUUCCUGGCAGAGAAGCACAAAUCUAGAAGAAUACACGUCCCAGAAAAGAUCUACCACCUGCCGCAUAAUUACAGAUCACAUUCAGGCAUACUGAAUAUGGCGUCAAGUGUUCUUGAAUUAAUGGAAGAUUUUUUCCCAGAAUCGUACGACAAACUUGAAAAAGAUAUCGGAAUGUUAACUGGUCCAAAACCAGUUUUACUCGAAAGUAAUUUGAGGGACCUCCCGUCACUUCUGAAUGAGACUAAGAGACAGACGUCUCACAUUGAACUUGGGGCGCAUCAAGUUAUUCUCGUUUUUAAGGAGGGGACAAAAGAAGAAGCACAGAGUAUAUUUAGUAAAAGUCUUGUUAUGACGAUUGAUCGAGCUAAAGGACUAGAAUUUGAUGAUGUUUUGCUGUUUAACUUUUUCAGGGACUCACAUGCAAAGAAAGAAUGGAGAACUGUGAUAAAGUAUUUAAAUGAAAUAACCAACAAUCCAGAUCAUUUGACCAAAGAUUUACCCAGUGUUGUGGAAAUACAAUGUGGUAAGACUUCAUUUCAUUUUUAUCUCUAA